Molecule: messenger RNA, 2841 nt
Organism: Protobothrops mucrosquamatus (brown spotted pit viper)
Lineage: Eukaryota; Metazoa; Chordata; Lepidosauria; Squamata; Viperidae
Product: plexin-A4-like
Exons: 21
Biological process (GO): positive regulation of axonogenesis; regulation of GTPase activity; regulation of cell shape
Cellular component (GO): semaphorin receptor complex
Molecular function (GO): semaphorin receptor activity
Source: RefSeq, a predicted model, not a curated record
AUAAGUCCAGUGAGAGGACCUCGUGAAGGAGGGACGAGAGUGACCAUCCGAGGAGAAAACCUAGGUCUGAAGUUCUGGGACAUCGCAUCCCAUGUCAAAGUUGCGGGCGUGGAGUGCGUUCCCUUCGUGGAUGGAUAUAUCCCAGCAGAGCAAAUUGUCUGUGAGAUGGCCGAGGCAAAACUCAGUCAGCAUGCAGGAUAUGUGGACAUUUGUGUGGCUGAAUGCAGACCAGAAUUCAUGGCGAAAUCGUCCCAGUUCUAUUACUUCACGAUGCUGUCUCUUUCGGACCUCAGGCCAAAGCAAGGCCCGAUAUCCGGCGGGACGCAAGUCACGAUCACGGGCAAAAACCUGAACGCGGGAAGCAGCGUUUCCGUAAUGUUUGGCGAAUACCCUUGUCUUUUCCACCGGAGGACGGCAGAACACAUCAUCUGCAACACCACGGCUUUUGGGAACGUCUUGGAGAAGAACAUGGUGGACGUCACCGUGAAGGUGGACAAGGCCACGUUGCGCAAGGAGCUGGAGAAGGCUAAGAUGCACAAGGAGCUCAAGUUCAAAUACGUGGAGGACCCAAACAUUUUGAGAAUCGAGCCCGAAUGGAGCAUUGUCAGUGGAAAUACACCUGUCACAGUUUGGGGCACCAACCUGGAUCUCAUCCAGAACCCUCAGAUCCGAGCCAAGUAUGGUGGGAAAGAACACAUCAAUGUCUGCGAAGUUCAGAACGAGACGGAGAUGGUCUGCCAGGCUCCGGCAUUAACGGUGGACCCUAGUAACCAGUCUGAUCUUGCCGAACGGCCGGAUGAAUUUGGCUUUGUCUUGGACAACGUCUUCUCCUUGCUGAUCCUCAAUAAGACCAAUUUCACCUACUACCCAAACCCUGUCUUUGAGGCCUUCAGUCCCCCCGGGAUUUUGGAACUGAAACCUGGAACCCCUCUGAUCUUGAAGGGGAAGAACUUAACCCCACCGGUGGCUGGAGGGAACGCCAAGCUGAAUUACACUGUGCUCAUUGGGGAGAAGCCCUGCGCGGUCACCGUCUCCGAUGUUCAACUGUUGUGUGAAUCCCCAAAUCUUACAGGACGGCAUAAAGUCACGGCUCGUGUCGGAGGCAUGGAGUUCUCCCCGGGCAUGGUGAACAUCUCCUCCGACAGCCCGCUCAGCCUGCCUGCCAUUGUCAGCAUCGCCGUGGCCGGCGGCCUCCUCAUCAUCUUCAUCGUGGCCGUCUUGAUCGCCUACAAGCGGAAAUCUCGGGAAAGUGACCUCACGCUGAAGCGACUCCAGAUGCAGAUGGACAAUCUGGAGUCCAGGGUGGCUUUGGAGUGCAAGGAAGGUGCUUUGGAGAAGAGGUGGAACCACUGCUUAAAUAGGAGCUUGCAAUGUGCUGUUCCUGGCUAUCGGCAAGAACGGGUGGAGAAAGGUCUCAAGUUCUUUGCCCAGCUCAUCAACAACAAGGCCUUCCUCCUCUCCUUCAUCCGCACCCUGGAGUCUCAGCGCAGCUUCUCCAUGAGGGACCGUGGCAACGUGGCCUCCCUCAUUAUGACGGUGCUGCAGAGCAAGCUAGAAUACGCCACCGACGUUCUCAAGCAGCUCCUGGCCGACUUGAUUGACAAGAACCUGGAGAGCAAAAACCACCCCAAGUUAUUACUUCGGAGGACGGAAUCUGUGGCAGAGAAGAUGCUGACUAACUGGUUCACCUUUCUCCUUUAUAAGUUCCUCAAGCAGGAUCCCGCGGCGAAGUCAGAAAAAAUCACGGAGUCCUCUUUUUGUGACCCAUAUAAGAAUGGGAUGGCGCAUACAUGCUUCCACUCGCCCAGGAUGCCUUCAAGCAUGACAAUACAGGUUGAUAAGCCACGAGGAAGCCAUAUGUUGGCCGAAGAUAAGCUAAUUAAGAAACAAAAGGACCAAAAAACUGUCCUUAGUUGUGUGAACCCUGAUAAUGUGAACAGCCCUGAGAUUCCAGUGAAGAUCUUGAACUGUGACACCAUCACUCAAGUGAAGGAGAAGUUCCUUGAUGCCAUCUUCAAGAACGUGCCCUGUUCUCAUCGGCCCAAAGCUGCAGAUAUGGAUCUUGAAUGGCGGCAGGCCAGCGGGACCAGAACGAUCCUUCAGGAUGAAGAUCUCACCACCAAGAUUGAAAACGACUGGAAGAGGUUGAACACCCUUGCCCAUUAUCAGGUGUCAACAGGCCCCAUUGUGGUCGUAAUUUCGAGGACUGCUUACCUUGGAAGAACAUCUUCAAGGAUUUGUGUCCCAUUUUGUGCUUUUUCAGAAAACAUGAUCCGCUACACAGGAAGCCCGGACAGUUUGCGUUCCCGGACGCCCAUGAUUACUCCCGACCUAGAAAGUGGUGUCAAGAUGUGGCAUUUAGUGAAGAACCACGAGCAUGGCGAUCAGAAAGAAGGGGAUCGGGGGAGCAAGAUGGUAUCUGAAAUCUACCUGACAAGGCUGCUAGCCACCAAGGGCACUUUACAGAAGUUCGUGGACGACCUCUUCGAGACGAUCUUCAGCACCGCACAUCGGGGCAGUGCGCUGCCCCUGGCCAUCAAGUACAUGUUUGACUUCCUGGAUGAGCAAGCCGAUAAGCACAACAUCCACGAUCCUCAUGUGCGGCACACCUGGAAGAGCAAUUGCUUGCCCUUGAGGUUUUGGGUGAACAUGAUCAAAAAUCCGCAGUUUGUCUUCGACAUUCACAAGAACAGCAUCACAGAUGCCUGCUUAUCGGUGGUCGCACAAACCUUCAUGGAUUCCUGUUCAACCUCAGAGCAUCGUUUGGGCAAAGAUUCCCCGUCCAAUAAACUGCUUUAUGCCAAGGAUAUCCCCAGCUACAAGAACUGGGUAGAAAGGUAG